Molecule: messenger RNA, 1711 nt
Organism: Paramacrobiotus metropolitanus
Lineage: Eukaryota; Metazoa; Tardigrada; Eutardigrada; Parachela; Macrobiotidae
Product: thyroid hormone receptor beta-A-like
Exons: 7
Coding region: 212-1525 (437 amino acids)
Biological process (GO): retinoic acid receptor signaling pathway; hormone-mediated signaling pathway; cell differentiation
Molecular function (GO): zinc ion binding; nuclear receptor activity; RNA polymerase II cis-regulatory region sequence-specific DNA binding
Source: RefSeq, a predicted model, not a curated record
UGCCACUGGCAUGAAAAGGCAAAUGUUUCAGGUGAAGUCCUGUUGGCUGUUACUAUGCCAGUCUGGCAACUGUCCUCAACAGAUUGUGCGGCUGGCGUUGUUCUUAAUUUAUCUUAUAACAUUAUUAUCGUAAUUUAUUAUACCGAAAGUGAUAAUUAAUUUAAAUGCCCAUCCGUCCCGUCGCCUGUUCGAAUCUGAUCCAUGCCAGAAAAUGAGCAGUUCGUCACUGAAGAAAAAACGAAGUGGACCGUAUAUUCCCAGCUACAUGGAUCUGAGCAAUGGGCCGGAACCGUGCGCCGUUUGCGGAGAUGCUGCCACCGGAUAUCAUUACCGCUGCAUGACAUGUGAAGGCUGCAAAGGCUUCUUUCGUCGUACGACCCAAAAGAACCUGAAAUACAUGUGUAAGGACAGUGGCCAGUGCCCCGUUGAUAAGCAAUCACGCAAUCAGUGUCCUCAGUGCCGCUAUCAGAAGUGCCUGCAACAAGGCAUGGCUAUCGAUUUGGUUUUAAGCGAAAAUCAGCGAGUUGCCAAACGCCAGUUGAUUGAAGAAAACCGGGAACGACGCGAAUUGGAGUUGUUGCGCAGUAAACUUGUACAGGAAGCCACUGAGAAGAUUCUCACCGAUGCAGAUCGUGCUCUGAUUCGGGAAAUCACGGAAGCGUAUCGUCAAGCCCUGAUGCCGCAUUAUGUGACUCAAAUAACGCAUCCUUAUGGACAUUUGGAGUCGUUAUAUGGAAACGGGAAGGUUACGGUAGCGCAAAAUGGUAUGCCGCUGGGCAUGGUGAACGGAUACCCACGCAACGGAAAUGUAGUGCCGGGAAAGAGCGGUCAGUUAUUAGACUUGAUGGCACCGGCUAUUCGACGCUUGGAAUCAUUUUCUUUAAAAAUUCCUGGAUUUUCGGAGUUGACGCCAGCUGAUCGACAGACACUUUUGAAAUCAUCCUGUGUGGAGAUGAUGCUGUUUCGUACUGCGCUGCGUUUUGACCGCAACUGUGGGUCAAUUAUUCUGAAUAACGGAUUUCAACUGAAUUCGUACUGGCUCGCCAGUAAUCACGGUACUUACGAUGCGCUCCUGCGUCCUCUGUAUAAUUUGGGACUGAGUUUGGCGGUGUUGUUCUUGGACGAAGUUGAAGUGGCUCUACUUUUGGGAUUGUUGCUGUUAAGCGGACGUCCAGGAGUGCAUGCCGCUGCCGAUUUGGAGCGUCAGGAAGAGAUUAUGUUGACCGCUUUGCGGCGCUACCUUGCUGAGAAAUCUCCCAAAGACAUGGAACGCUUCACUCGCCUUCUGAUGAAAGUGUUGGAGCUCAGGACGAUAAGCGCACAAAAUGCUGACAAGAUUAUGUUUGCCAAAUUGGAAUCCCUAACGGAUGUGCCGGCCAUGCUGUUCGCCACAAUGUUUGAAGACACUGAAACCGAGCCGAAAAUCGCCGUGGCUCCAUACCCGCACACGGCUGUUUAUCAUGGUAUCAUGCCGCAUCCGUCCUAUCCCAGCAGUGGAUUGCCGCCGUUCGCUACCUUAUUCUAACUGGUCGCACAAUGAUAGUUGAAAUGAAGUUGUUGUGGUUUAAACCUUUUAGCUCUUUUAAUUCGUUUGUUUGAAUGUUUUCUGGGAUUGGAUCUGUGACUGAAGUUGCCGAGGGUUCUUUCUAAAUAAUGGUUGUGAUGUUUUACAUUCUGGGGUUUUUAUUUAUUUGUUUCGGUCAUUAAUAAU